Molecule: messenger RNA, 1971 nt
Organism: Symbiodinium natans
Lineage: Eukaryota; Dinophyceae; Suessiales; Symbiodiniaceae
Source: the annotation of a GenBank genome assembly
AUGGCGCUGCUGACGCCUGAGGAGUGUGAGGUGGAUGUUUGCGUGCUGGGCACUGGCCUCACCGAGAGCUUGGCAGCGGCUGCAUUUGCCCGUCUUGGGCGCCGGCUCCUCCACUUGGAUGCCUCGAGCGCCUAUGGCGGUUGCUGGCGCUCGCUGUCCUUGGCCGAGUUUGUUCAUUGGGCAGGAGGAAGCGCGAGCUUCGAAACCCCGGUCUCCCAGGUUGCGGGAGGCGACUUCCGCUCUCUUCCGCAGCAGGCUUGGAAAGCCGUUCAUCGGCGUUGCACCACUGCCCCGCUUGGGGCUGAGACCUUCCGGCCGAGGUAUGACUUCGAGGCGAAGGAAGAGCCGGAAGUUCCUCUCGCACCUGAGGCUACGGCCGGGGAGACUGCUCUCAGGCUUGCACCUCAUGCACCCUACGGUUGCUUCCUCGAUCACUGCUUUGAAUGGGAUCCAUUUGGCAGGCUGUCUGCAGUAGAGCUCUGCAAGGAGAAGCGCGACAUACUGAAGAGCCCGACGUCCUUCAGCUUGGAUAUCGUACCACGACUGCUGUUUGGACGAAGCGACUUUGUGGAUGUCCUCGUCGAGUCGGGUGUUGCAAGGUACUUGGAGUUUCAGGGCCUGAAGUCGGCCAGGGUCCUAACACCUGAAGGCCUCUUUGCGGUGCCCUUGACCAAGAGCGAAAUUUUCCAGGAUACUCAUCUGAGUAAGCCUGAGAAGCGGACGCUAAUGCGAUUCAUCACUUCCAUCCAGCCCUUUGUGGGUAGCCUUGCCUUCCAAUCUGCAGCGCAGCUGGGCGUGGAUCAGGCUCGUAAGGUCAAGGGCCCAACUGAGCUGGACUCCAGCGUUCUGGGGGUGGACCUGGAGGAGCCGUGGCAAUGUUUCCUGGAGCGGCAACAGCUGUCGCAGAGACUGCAGGAGUUCAUCACGUAUUCUAUCUGUCUGUGGGAUUGGUCCCCGAGGUCGGAGUCACGCGCUGGAUGGCCUGAGCUUUCUUGCGGCGAGGCGCUUCGACGACUUGGAAGUUUUGUAUCUUCACUUGGCAUGUACGGCCGUGGAACGAGCAUGCCUUUGCUGUAUCCUAUGUAUGGUGUGGCUGAGAUUGCGCAAGGCUUCACCCGCAUGAGCGCACUCCAUCGAGGAACCUAUGCCUUGCGCACGCGCCCGACCCACAUCCUUACCAAGAAGGAUGAGAAUCGUGGCUGGAUGGUGACAGGCGUAGUAACUCACCGUGGUGAAGUGAUACGAACUUCCACUGUUAUUGGGUCCUGUGACCACAUCACAGAACAAGGCAAGGCUAACGAUGUCGACAAAGGGUCGGACUCGACUUCCUGCAGGCGGACGACGGUCUUGCUGAAUUGUCCGCUUUUGGGAGAAGAAGGGGUGAACUUGUGUGUGGUUCCUCCGAGCUCUUUUUCACCACCUUUGCAGAACGUGGUGCAAGUAUUGCAGCUAGACUGGAGCACAGGCACCUGCCCGAGGGGAUGGUAUAUACACCACCUCUCGCAGGCAUGGACUGGCAAGGAUGAAGGCAUCCCAUUUGCUGACCUAGAUAAAGUUCUGGAGACGCUGUUGGCAAGGUGUCCAGAGUCUAAGUGCCUGUUCCGAUGCAAGUACAUCCACAGACCUAGACCAAAGGAGCGCUGGAAUACUGACAAAGACACAGUGAGUCCGAUGAGGGACUGCAGCGAAACUGGUAGCCUCGCCGUCGUAGCAGAUCCUGCUGCCGUGCCACAGCUGGUGGUGUCCGACGAAAUCCAUGAAGCACGGCAGAUGUUCCUCGCGUCCCCAGCAGCUGCCGGUGCACAACCGGAGGACUUCUUGCGAAAGCCUGAACACGUGGCAGAGGAGGAACGUGGUGGCGCCAUGGAAGAGCUGGAGCUUUUCAACGAGCAGAUGCAAGAAACCGAGAAGCAGGUGCAGCAAGCCGAGACCAUAAAGUGGCCUGCCGAAACUGAGGGCGAACCUCAAUAG